Messenger RNA from Sceloporus undulatus (fence lizard), 5391 nucleotides. RefSeq names its product potassium channel tetramerization domain containing 20 (gene KCTD20). Lineage: Eukaryota; Metazoa; Chordata; Lepidosauria; Squamata; Phrynosomatidae. Gene Ontology annotation, molecular function: protein binding. Gene Ontology annotation, cellular component: cytoplasm. Gene Ontology annotation, biological process: positive regulation of phosphorylation. The record is from RefSeq and is a predicted model, not a curated record. Bases 285 to 1601 code for a protein of 438 amino acids. The transcript has 9 exons.
AUUAUAAAAUCCCUACAGCAGAAACAAUGUUAACUGUCAGCAUUUCUGCUGCUUAGAUUUGUCUUCCUUCCCUCCUAAAGGUAAAUUUUUUAUUCUUGCAUCUACUGGAGCCACGGAUUAAAUGUAGAUUUAUUCAGAGGGAGUUUGCCAUUACCUUCCUAAGAGGCCAAGAAUGAUAUCACACGACUGAAAUUGGAAGUAUAAUCCAGUGUCAUCCUGAACGCAAUCAUGCAUAUUCACGUUAUUGCAUGAAAGGUUACCACAUGUGAUCGCUGGCACUCCGAAUGCACUCUGAACGCAAUCACACGUCAAUCCACAGAACCUUUCUCCAGAUGGCCAGUCAGUUUGAAUUACGGAUGCCCCAAAUGAGUGUUAAUCAUGCCACUGGAAUGGAAAGGUCAAGCAAUCAAGAAUCUUCUCAGUUGACAGAAAAUGUUACUACUGCCCGUGAUCUGGGAGAAGGCAACUCAAAACAGGGCAGUCAAACUCUUACCAUUUCUCCAUUAUUCAGAAAUCAUGACACAGAGCACAGAUACUCUUCUCACCCAGGAAGUCCUCAAUGCUCAAAUACUCCUGAAGAAGCUCAAGGCAUUUUCUUCCAAGCAGGGAGUAAAAGAAAUCAAGACUAUUAUAUGACCCAGGAGCAAUUUGGUAACAGCGUGAACAACAGUCCACACAUCCAAGCACCAGAGAAAGUGACUCUUGUUGUAGAUGGCACUAGAUUUGUUGUAAAUCCCCAGGUUUUUACAGCUCAUCCUGAGACAAUGUUGGGAAGAAUGUUUGGACCAGGACGAGAAUAUAACUUCACUCGGCCAAAUGAGAAGGGGGAAUACGAAAUUGCAGACGGAAUCAGCUCCACUGUCUUCCGGACUGUGCUGGAUUAUUACAAAACUGGAGUCAUUAACUGCCCUGAUGGAAUUUCUAUUCCUGAUCUCAGAGAUACGUGUGACUAUCUUUGCAUCAACUUUGACUUCAAUACAAUCAAGUGUCAAGAUUUAAGUGCGUUAUUGCAUGAAUUGUCUAAUGAUGGAGCUCACAAACAGUUUGACAGCUAUCUAGAAGAGUUAAUUCUACCUAUAAUGGUGGGUAGUGCCAAAAAAGGAGAACGUGAAUGUCACAUUGUGGUGUUAACUGAAGAAGACAUAGUGGACUGGGAUGAAGACUACCCGCCUCCAAUGGGAGAAGAAUACUCACAAAUUCUAUAUAGCAAUAAGCUCUACAGAUUUUUCAAGUACAUUGAGAAUCGGGAUGUGGCAAAAGCUGUGCUGAAAGAACGUGGCCUGAAAAACAUUCGAAUUGGCAUUGAAGGCUAUCCCACCUGUAAAGAGAAAGUGAAGAGACGGUCUGGAGGGCGCUCAGAAGUCAUCUACAACUAUGUGCAACGCCCAUUCAUCCAGAUGUCUUGGGAAAAAGAGGAGGGGAAGAGUCGCCAUGUUGAUUUCCAGUGUGUUAGAAGCAAAUCCCUAACAAACCUUGUGGUGGUGGGUGAAGAUGCACCAGAAGAUCAGCAGAUUGUGCUUCAUCACCCUCCCCAGGUAGAUGAACUUGACAGAUUAAAUGCCCCGUUUUCUCAAAUGGAUGCUAAUGUUCUACCAGAUUAAUACUUUAGUGAAAUGCAAAGGUGUCCCAGGCCAAUUUGGUUAAUGCACUGGGUCAGGAGUAAAUACCCAGGGCAUCCUACCACUAGUCAUCUUCUAAUUGGCUCUCCUACCAGCUAUUUAACUCUUGGGUGGCUGUGCUCUCUAAAGACAGAUUCUUCAAGCCGUGUGGACUAGUAUUAUUUCAUCAGCUUUUGAGCACUCCCACACAUUUCUCCAAAGAGGAACUGCACCUGUGUUACAGUUUAGGCCUCCUCCGUGACAACAUGAGCAACUCAGCUAUAAUGUGGUAUGUUUGCUGUCAGCAGGAACAAAAGAUAACAGAUUGGAUCCAGAUUGUUAUUCCAUGAAUUGAAAGAUUCUUUCUGGAAGCUGUGUUCACUGAUUCCUCUUUGUCCCUGCAGCCCUGCAUACCCUUGCAAAGGAAAUCCUCCAGUUUUUCAGCAGGUAAUAAUUGCUAGAAAGAGUCCCAAGGAUGCUUACCCCAAGAUCUUCUAGGGCAGGGGUGGCAGAGUUUGUUGGUCUCAGGAUCUAGAUUGCACUCUUGGUCCAAGCCUUGUGGAAGUUGUGGCUUCUCACAAGCCCUACCACUUUCUGAUUUAGGCUUGUGGGGAAUCCACAACUACCACAAGGCUUAGACUCAGAAUUCAAUCCAGAUCCUAGGACCAACCAACUCUGCCACCACUUUCUGACAUUAUUUCCCCCUCAGUAGACAGAAAGAAAUAGAGAAUGGGAGAAUGGGCAUUCUUGGGACUUUUUGCAAGUUUAGGCCCAUGGACUGGAGCUUCCCCUCUCUCUUGAAGGCCAUGUGGAACUCCAUUGAUCUUUAUUCCUGAUCCAACCCUGUGGUUCUUUUCAGCGAGGUUGUAUGCAAUCACACUGUAUUGGUGAAAACAGUCCAGAUGUUCCUCCUCCCCCCAACUUCACUCCUUCAGCACCUCAUAAACCAGCUCUAUAAACUUCUUAAUCUCAGGGAGAUGCUGAAAAGACAUUGAAAAUGCAGAUACAGUAGUACACAAUCUAAAUUACACACAUAAGAUUUUGAGCUCAACACAUUGGGAUCUUCUCCUGCAUAAUCUUCCAGGGAACAUGCAAAGCUGUCUCUUUAGGAUGAAGAAAGUAGCUCUCAAAAACCUAAUUCACCACCAAAAAUGCUGCAUUUUCAACUCAGGGCAAAGUUAUUUGUGUCCAUGUAUGCCUGUAGUAUAUAUAUGAAAUAUUUUAUUUCCACUGGCUAGUAAAUUUGGGCAGAAAGUGUUAGUGAAAUCCACAAAGUAGUCUUGAUACAGAGGUGUACAAAAAACAUCUGCAUUGAAAUGUUGCAUCUGUAGUUUGCCCUUUCUUCCUAAAGUCCUGUAGUUAAGUGAUACUAUCCUAAGGCUGCAGUACCUGCUGAAUGCUAUAGGCUUUGUAGACCAAGAGACCAGUGAUUUCUUCUCUUGCUAAGGAACUGAGUACUUGAUCCUCCAAGCGUCAAACUACUAUGAAGAUUAGUGAUGCCAAUACAUUACUUAAGAAUUGUUUUUUCACCUGUAUAGCCUUAGCACUACUUCUGUCUGCUGUUACACAGUUCACAUGAAGCUGAACUUGCUUAAAGGGUGUUACAUUAUCAAAGGGAACAAUUAACUCCUGUGCUGCUUCCUCCCUCUGGUAAGGCAGUACUGAAGAUCUGAAUUGUGUCAGCAAGGUCAUUAUGGCAUGGUUCAUAGUUUUAUUUUGAAAGCAUGUAGGGAAAUACCCCCUAUAAAAAUAUUAUUGGGGGAAAGCUGGGCACGUUUUGGUCCUAUAUUAACUUACCAUGUACAAGAUGUUUGUUUAUUUGUUUUUAAUGGGCAAGCACAGUAGCUUUGCUGAAUGUUUGUGUUGGCUGUUCUAUAGUGUCUCUUUGGAAAUCACACUAUCAGUUUGGGCUAGUUAAUGCCAACCUGCUGCUUAAUUGCAAGCAGCUCUAAAUGUUGAUGAUGCAGCUACAUUCUCUGCAGAGCAAUGAGAUGAAUGUCUAGUGUUGGUUUGAAGAAUGUGUUGAGAAAUUUGCAACCAUCCCUACUUGAAAUUAACUACAAAAAUACUUUUUUUGGGGGGGAGGGGGAAUGCCUGCAAGCACAUCUAUUUUGCAGACUCAAAAGAACAUCUACUUUAUUCUGCCACAUACUGGAAAUAGUUUUGCAGAGUCAGAAAAAAGCAAUUUUACAUUUUCUGGGAAUGAAUUGCCCUAGAUCACUGUUACUUUCAUUGAGCUCCAUGGCCCAUUUCAAUUAAUCUUUUCACUUUUGUUUUUAAGGAAGAUCAACAGACCUUGGUAUUGUCACAUUGCUAACUUAAAAUAAACAGAUUUACAAUGCAGUUCUAUAUAUUUACUUAAGAAGCCCACUGUGUUCAGCUGGCUUUCUCUUGGGAACAUAUGCACAGCAUUGCAACUUUUCAACUAUUCAAAGUUUAUAGUAAGAGCCAUGCAUAGUGGGCCCUUGGUACCUGCUUGGUUAUAGGACACACAUACAGAGUGGAUACCAAAAUCUGUGGAUGCUCAAGACCCAUUAAAUAUAAUGGCAUAGUAAAAUGGUACCCCUUAUAUAAAACGGCACAACAUAUAUACGUAAAAUGUAUAAAAUAGCAAGGUUUGUUUUUUGGAAUUUGUAUGUAUUUUAAAAAUAUUUUCAAAUAGUGGAUGGUUGAAUCUGUAUAUAUAGAGGUCUAACUCUAUUUAGCAAUAUUCAAAUCAAACUGAUUUUAAUCAUCUAGUGUUUCUUUCACAAAGUGCCUACAGAACGUUUUUUGAAGAAGAACAAACAACAAAGAAAAAAAGCCACCCCAGAACUCAACAAACUGAGGUGGUUUUCACUCCCUUUGGUCUUUUAACAAAAGACAUCUACAUCCAGUAGGAUGACUUGCACACUUACAGGCACUCAGCAUUUAAAGAAGGAAACAAAAUUAUUGUGUAUGAACCCUUUCAGUGUUAAAUUAAGUACAAUAUCCUGAAUUGGCAAAGUAUGCCACUCUCAGGUUUGGCACAAUUGUUCUCAAAACACAAUGCAAACAUUUACUUCAAAGCUAAUCACCAACAGAAAAUUAAGCCAGUUUUUAAACUGGUUUGACAUGUUUCUCCAUAGUAAAAAUAGUUCUGGGAACUUCAUUAACAUCUUUAACUUGAACUUAGGAGAAGCAAUGAAUGUUCAGUGUAGAUUUGAAAAGAUUUUACUCAGCAAUGCAUUCAGAGACAUAUUUCUAAACAGAUAUUAGGAAUCCCAGACAGCGUUAUUAUCCUAACCAGGUUUACUGCAUGUUCAAAAACAUACACUUGCCCUUCACAUUGUAUAUGUGUUGCAGCAGACAGUAGUAUUGGCACAACAAACAUAAUGGUCUGGAUUUUCCUACUGAAAUCAAUUUCAGUGGAUCCUCUAAGUCUGGAUCCAAUCCAAAAUUUGAUAAAACGUGAAGCAGUUCUUAAAACAGGAUUCAAAGAAUAAAGGUUUUCAUAUAAGUAGUUGAACUUUAAACAUGAAGUAAUCCAAAGAAUGAGUAACUAUGCCACAGAAAAGCAAAUCUGACAUUAUUUGAUACAGUUAAGAUGACUGGCAGGUUGAAGACACCUUUGUAAGAUUAUACUUUCCUUAAUAGUUAUGAGCUAAAUCUUUAGGGGGGGAAAACAGUGCAUACAGGUCUAAAGUUACAUACAUGUUGUUGUUUUUUUAACUAAAAAACAAUAUAAUUCUUAGAUAAUGCUAAAGAGCCCCCCCCCCCCAAACUUAGGUCCAAACCACACUGCAGAAGUCCAGUUUGAGACUGUUUUAACUGC